AUGCAGCUUAAAGCGCUCCUUCUUCUCCUUGGCGCCACUCUGGCCAUUGCCAAGCCACUCCAGGUCCGUGGAGGUGGCGGCGAUGAGGGCGGCGGCGGCGGUGAGGGCGGCGGUGAUGGUGAUGGCGGCUCCGGAGGCGGUGGUGACGGUGGCGGUGACGGUGGCGGUGACGACGGUGGCUCCGACUACGUCGCUUGCACCCCCGGUGCUCUCUACACCAACGCCCAGUGCUGCGCUACUGAUGUUGGCGGAAUCGCAGACCUCGACUGCGAGAACCCCGGGACCAUCCCCACCAGCGCUGAUGACUUUGCCGCCAGUUGCGCUACUGUUGGCAAGACGGCUCGCUGCUGUGUCAUCCCCGUGCUCGGCCAGGAUGUCCUAUGCACCGACCCCCAGGGCCUUUAA
Pestalotiopsis fici W106-1 is the source of this 405-nucleotide messenger RNA. RefSeq lists its product as uncharacterized. The record is from RefSeq and is a predicted model, not a curated record. Gene Ontology annotation, cellular component: extracellular region. The transcript has 4 exons. Bases 1 to 405 code for a protein of 134 amino acids. NCBI's taxonomy places the organism in Eukaryota, Fungi, Ascomycota, Sordariomycetes, Amphisphaeriales, Sporocadaceae.